Molecule: messenger RNA, 5838 nt
Organism: Hemibagrus wyckioides
Lineage: Eukaryota; Metazoa; Chordata; Actinopteri; Siluriformes; Bagridae
Gene: unk
Product: unk zinc finger
Exons: 15
Coding region: 116-2425 (769 amino acids)
Biological process (GO): cell morphogenesis involved in neuron differentiation
Molecular function (GO): mRNA CDS binding; metal ion binding
Source: RefSeq, a predicted model, not a curated record
AAAAAACGGAGAGUACUCCGCGCAUGCGCACAUCGAAAAAGAAAGCAGACUAGGGAGCUCUGGGCAAUUUUAGCUAAAUAGUUCGAUGGCGGUGAUUUUUAUCGUUUAAAUAAAGAUGUCCAAAGCGCCUGUGACACAGGCCAGUGCAUCGGCAGUCAACCUCGGACCUUCAUCGUCCUCUUCUUCACCGCCUUUGUCUUCUCCCGCCAACGCUCUGCACGCGCAAACGGAGAAGCCGCAACACUACACAUAUCUGAAGGAGUUCAGGACGGAGCAGUGUCCUCUGUUUGUGCAGCACAAGUGCACUCAGCAUCGGCCCUUCACCUGCUUCCACUGGCACUUCCUGAACCAGAGACGGAGACGGCCAAUCCGCAAGCGGGACGGCUCAUUUAACUACAGCCCCGAUGUUUACUGCGCCAAGUACGACGAGGGCACGGGCACCUGCCCCGACGGAGACGAAUGUCCUUUCCUGCACCGGACAGCCGGAGACACAGAGCGACGUUACCACCUGCGCUACUAUAAGACCGGCUCCUGUAUUCAUGAGACGGAUGCGAAAGGCCACUGUAGUAAAAACGGCCCCCACUGUGCCUUUGCUCACGGCUCUCACGAUUUGCGAUGUCCCGUCUACGAUAUCAGGGAGGUCCAGGCUCUGGAGGCUCAGACUGGAUCCGGUUUGAUGGAGAGUGGAGUCGGGGAUGGACAGUCUGGAUUAGUGGCCAGCGCUGCUCUUAUAGAGAAGACGCUGAGUGAGGAGCCACGAUGGCAGGAUAACGGCUACGUAUUGUCACACUAUAAGACCGAGCUCUGUAAAAAGCCUCCUCGUCUGUGCCGCCAAGGUUACGCCUGCCCGUAUUAUCACAACAGCAAAGACCGCAGGCGCUGCCCUCACAAGCACAAAUACAGAGCCUUGCCGUGUCCCUCGGUAAAACACAGUGAUGAGUGGGGAGACCCGAGUAAGUGUGAAAGCGGCGAGAGCUGCCAGUAUUGUCACACACGUACCGAGCAGCAGUUCCACCCUGAGAUCUACAAAUCCAGCAAAUGUAAUGAUAUGCAGCAGAGUGGCAGCUGCCCCAGAGGGCCUUUCUGUGCUUUCGCCCACCUCGAGAAAGCAAGUGUGAGUGAGGAUCAGCCUUUCACAGACUGCAGCUCUUCUCCUUCCUCAGCCCUCGCUUCAGCAAUCACAGACAACACAGAGCAAAGCCUUCUGGGAAGGAUCCUGUUUGAGGAGACCACCAUUUUGGAUCCCCUGAAUUCCAUCUGGGCUGGAGAGGGGGGUUAUGGGAAAGCGCCCGGCUUUGAGCGGGAGGAUCAGGCGAAACAGAAGACGUAUGCAAUGGAACAUCGCAGUAGAGAGAUUGGUUUACAUAGCAAGCCGGAGCUGUCUGUGUUCUUGCCCGUGGGCAGUCCCCUCAGCCUGUCGUCCAGCGUGCCCUCCAGCCUGGCGGCGACUCCUCCCAGCCCCGCCCCUUCUUCUAGCAUGAAUGCCAACGCACUGCCGUUCUAUCCCACCAGCGACACCGUAGAGUCUGUAGUAGAGUCUGCACUGGAUGAUCUGGACCUGAAUGCGUUUGGAGUGUCGGCUCUGGAGAAAAGUCUGGAGAGCAGCUCCACGCCCAGCAUGGGACUCAUGAUAGGAGGGAGUCAGCUUCAGAGUUCGGCUCCUGUUAACAUCCCCGGGUCCUUCAGCAGCCCCUCCCCUUUCAGAUCCGCCUCUCCCUCUCCUCCAAUCAGAGCUCAUGCUUCUCCAUUUCUGUCUGCUCAGUUACCACCACCCACCCAAUCCGAGAGCAGUUUUUUGGGACCAUCUCAUAGUUCUUUAGGUCUGAAUGGAAUGAGCAGUAAUAUCUGGGAACAUUUUCCCCUGGGUUGUUCUCCCGGCACACCUCCAGCCCUGCUCUCUACUGGAACCAUGUUCUCCGAGGCUUCCCGUCUGAAACAAGAAUUGGAGGAGGCUCACAGGGUGCUGAAGCACUGGGACCACAGCUGGAGGCAGAUGUCUCAGUCAUGGGCGGUGCUGAAGGCUGAUGCUGAAGACGCUCGCUUGCUGGCAGGCCGGUUGGGUUUGGAGGCAGAGAGAGCGCGUCAGGCUGAGGAGGAGGUGCAGGAGCAGGUCACGCUCCUCGAGGAAGUGCUAGAGGGCUUACGCACCUCUGAUAACCCGUUACUGCAGCUUCACCAGCUCCAGCUGUUGCACAAACUUCCUCUGAGCUCCAUCUGCAGCCUGCAAACUCAGAUCUGCACCUGCUUACGGACGGUGGAACAGGCCGUGUAUAGGAAGCAGCGGUUAUGUUGUGUGUCGUGUGAGGAGUUGGGCUCCGUGGCAUUGCCGUGUCAACACGGCGUGUGUUGCGAACGUUGUGCGGUCUCGGCCGAAUGCCCCGUGUGCUCCGAACGUCAGCAGAGCCUGAAUCUACCCCAGUCCUAAUCAACAGCCAUAUAAUCCUGAACCGUUUCUUACACUUAGCACUGAACAUCUCUCUGAGCUUUAUCAUCCUCCUCCUGGAGAUUUAGUUCAGUUCCAGCACAGAUCCAGCAUUCCUACAGCCAGGUGCAUCAGCUGCAUGCAAAUUCGAUCGCAAAUAGCUGCUACAAGAAAAGUUGUUUUAAUAAUUAUAACAAAACUCAACUCAGAACCCCAAACAUUUAUUGAUGAUAAAUCCAAGAGAAGAAUAACUUUAGACCAAAAACACAAUAUAUGUUUCGAUUUAACUGUAAGUUGGAUUAAUUAUUAUGCUUUUUGUGUUCUUUAUAUGCUAUGGCAGUAUCGGAUUCUCGAUUCUGAUUGGUUGGAAAGCGUUGAUUCAUUUUCUAUGACAGCACCUCUGACAGUAGUCCCAUCUCCAGAUCACAGAUUUUUAUUGAUGCACUCGUUCUGAUACGUUUCUAUAGUAACCGUAUACACUCCAUAUAAACUUUAGUUUUUGGGGUUUUGUAAGAUGAUGAUUAACAUUUCUGGAAGGAGUCGCAGUGUCAGUGCGUUGUGUGAAUCUGGUUAGGAAAUCACUGUUUAUUUCGAUUAAGGACACAUUUAAGAUGCUGAAUUAUGACUACAGUGCAUCUGGCUGCAUUUUCAGAUAUACAGUAUAUAUUAAAAAAGUUGCUGUGAUGAAUUAUGGGUUCAAAUAGAUUCUAGGAUUAUCAGUUCGUAAGCUUUUUGCUGGGAGCUGGAUCUCCAGGAGAAGGUUUGAAAUGGCCGAGUAAAACUUUUUACCUCAGCUCUCUUACUUUAGUUCUCACACACACACACACACACACUCUGAUCUUAAGACACGAAUACAGGAGAAAAUGAACAGUAUGAACGUUUCAGAUGCACUGCCAGAUCCGCAACCAUGACACACUUUCUGCACUGAACUACUUUCUAUCCCAAACUACUUUUCAAACCUGUCCUCUUUUUCCAAAUUCUUUUUUUCCACGCUCUGUGGCGCUCAUUUGAGAGACAUCUUGGAUCAAAUUAACGCUGUUAAGUGUCCUGCUUUCAUGACGCACUCCUGAACUUUGGGGCACAACAUUGAUACCAUGCACUCUUUGGGGGGGGGGGACAGUAGCCUUUUGUACCUUUUAAUUUAACUUUGAUAUAGUGCACAUUUAAAGUGUGAUUUUUUUUUAAUCAGUGAUACCUUUUAGAGUGAAGCUUUAGAGCUACACUAAAUGUACCUUUCUAGGUACAAGAUGCAUAAUAAAGGUACAAAAGGAAAGCUUCAGUACUCUUUGAUUCAGAUCUCACAAUGUAGGCUCGAAGCUCUCCAUGUGUUCACGAUUCACCUUCUGGUGCCCUGUUUUGGGUGCAGAGAUGUAACGUUGUCUGAAUUCUCACUCUUAAGUUAAAUCGUGAACAGUAUUAUUACCCAUAGUGCACUAUUAGAGAGCCAAAAUGGACACCAAAGCAGCUGACCUCAUAUCUCCGUAAUAAUUUGAAGCGAAUAGAAACUUUUUACUGGGACGUUUAAUGCAAAAAAAAAAAAUCAUUUUUAAUACCUCUGUAUUUUUAUAAUAAGCAAAUUAUUUAUUUAUCCAAUCCAGCGUCUCCCUCACGGCUGCCCCCUACAUAGUGCUCCCUAUUGAACAGUCUUUAUAGCGGAUAGGGAACGAGUCAGACGCCAAGCGAUUACGGACGCAGCCCAAGAAAGAAAGAUCCGUGAUUGUCUCAAGUACGAGAUCUUUCAUACUCGCUUCUUGCACUGUUUGAGGUUUAUAGUCAGAUUAACACCGUGGGGUCAGGCUCCAGGGCAGCAUGCACAUGCUUGCUUCUUUUUUUUAUCUAACCUCGAAACAAAGGAUGAAAAAUCGAAUGAAGUGAAACUCCUGAGAGUUGGUGUGUUGGAAGAUGAUCACAGAUCUCUAGAGUUUUCGCUUUAAAGCCUGUAUAUAAAGAACAGUCUGAGAUCCUUCCUCUUCUCCCUUCUUCUUCUACACACACACACACACACACACUUGCUCAUAUAUGGCUGUUGGCUAGUACCCAUUUUUCUUUUCAAAAGCAAUUGACUUUUCUUUUUUUUUUCCAAUAUUGUAAGUAAAAAGAAAAAGGUAUGAUUGUGGGAACAAAAAUAUCAGCCAUAUGAAUGUUUAUUAUCAGCACUUAUCAUUUCAACUCGUAUUUCCAGCUCUGUUGAUCCGAUUUUCGUUUAGAAAUAGACGUUUGCGUAAAAAUCUCUCUCUUUUUUUUCCCCCCCAGACUGCACAAAUUUCCCAGACGGACCAGGAAGUGUCGGAACCUCCGAUCCGAUUAUUUCCUGGAUUUCCUUUGAAUGUGUUAUCGAAGAAUGUUCGGGAUGCACCAGCUGAGUUCCGAGACAGAUAUCUGGAUCGCUGUUGGUUUAGUUUUUUCAAUGCAUCAAAUGAAAGUCUGUCUGGUUGACUGACCUCACAGAUGAUAAUGUAGUGAUAAUUUAAUACAGCAUGGCAAGUAUGAUUUAAAAUGAUAUAUUUUUUAUUAUAAAAUAAUUAAGGAAACAUUUGCUGUUAAGUAAUUAAUGACCCAGUGGUGUGAUGCAGUCUUUUAUCUGUCUAUCAGAUCCUGAAGUCUUUUAUCUGUCUAUAUCUAUAUCUUUUAUCUAUAAGUCUGAUAUCACAGCAAUUACACAUACAAUCAUUUUUUUUUUAAAUAUUAAUUAUUCUGGCCAAUCAGAAUUUUUCAGCACUGUGGUAUAAAUAUACGAUUGAUUUAUUACUCCAUGUUCAGAGCCACAGAAGUGCUCUUGGAUCAGACUCGGAUCAGAUUCAUCUGAUACCCAGCCAUGAUAUCGGUUUCGUAUCACACUUGGUGCAUCUCCGUUUUAAUGAAUGUUCAUCAUAUGCAUAAUUGGUCUAGACCGUUCUUGGAUUCUAUUCGGAAAAAUUUCGCUUGCAACGUCUUCACUACACAAACUAGUUACAGCAUUACCGAAAGCUAUCUUUUUACAUUUUUAAGCUUUUUUGACUCGUUUUGGUAUUUUGUGCGGACAGGUGUCUUAAUAGUAAAGUUCGAUUUAGCGUCUUUUCCGUGCACUGACUCCGCCCACCCGCUCGAGUACAGCGUUAGACCCGUGUGAGCGCGAGACCGCAUAGCUACCGUAUAGAGAUGGAGUGGAGUGUAAGUGGUGAUUUAAGAUAUGAAGGGCUGCUUCACAGAGUAGUGUUUUCUCACUGAUAAGGUUUCACUCAGCUCCUCAGGAGAUCGGCAGCCGGUGAGACGAAAUCACGCUGGAGCUGUGCGAAGAGUUUACAUUCGACUCCUUUUUUAAAGCUUUUCAGGUCAGAGCUUCACUGUAUGGUCUGUAAUCGUCUGCUCGAAACCAUUCAGUAUUUCAUUCUGAUUUUCUACAAAACAAUAAAUAAAAAUGUAUAUUUUUGGAUUAA